This is a messenger RNA of Prorocentrum cordatum, 303 nucleotides long. NCBI's taxonomy places the organism in Eukaryota, Dinophyceae, Prorocentrales, Prorocentraceae. The record is from the annotation of a GenBank genome assembly.
GACUGCCUCUUCUCCGGCUGGGGCGAGUGGACCGAGUGCUCGGCCACGUGCGGCGAGGGCCGCCACACGCGCCAGCGCCGCAUCGAGGUGCACGCGCAGCACGGCGGCAGGACCUGCGGCGACGUCCUGCUGGAGAGCAGGAACUGCACCAUCGAGGAGUGCCCCUCCGCCGACUGCGAGCUGAGCGGCUGGUCGGAGUGGUCCGCCUGCGACCGGGAGCACUUCCAGAAGAUCCGGAACCGCCAGGUGAAGCAGAGCCCCCAGGGCAAGGGCGAGCCGUGCGCGAAGGACCUGGCGGCCGGG